Messenger RNA from Drosophila takahashii, 671 nucleotides. RefSeq lists its product as uncharacterized. Lineage: Eukaryota; Metazoa; Arthropoda; Insecta; Diptera; Drosophilidae. The record is from RefSeq and is a predicted model, not a curated record.
UAGACCGUUUUCCCAUUUUUCUAGAUCCGGAAUUAUUUUUGAGCCCAAUUCCAUUGCAAGAUGAGUGAGGAGGAAGCACCAGGUGCGGGAGGUGAGGACUCGCCGGUUGCUGGACCGGUUGAAGAGGUGGCAGCCCCAGUGCCCGAUACGACCACUGCAGAACCCGUCGAUACAACGACUUCUGGAGCCCGGAUGAUGAUGCACCACCCGUGGUUGGCAGCCGCCGCCGUUGCCGUCUAUGCCACCAAGGUCAUGUGGGUCAAGCUUCGCGAACUCGGCUUGGCCAAACAGAAAAAGAAGAUCAAAAAUAAGCAAAACAAUAAGUUGAUACCCAUUCAGGAUGACGAAGAAAACAGUGUGGAGUCUGAGGAAGAGUCUGAUGCAGAAGUCGAGUUUGAUGGAGAAAUGGUUGAAGCCGAUCUUUCUUUGAAACCACCUCCAAAGUGCGUUACUAAUGCUUGCGAUUCAAGUUGCAAUGGAUCGUAGAGCAACUUUGAUAGUUAACUAGAAACGAAGUCCAAAUUGUGGUAUACAAUUACAGUAUCUAAAUUAUGUUUAAUACUGCGUUUGCGAGAUUCAAGCCCAUAUCCAAAUUCCUGUGACACAUUUCGAUCCCUUAAUUGGUUAAUUAACUUACCUCCUGUGAGUAAUAAAGUAUAAAGCAAUUGAAA